This is a messenger RNA of Phacochoerus africanus (Common warthog), 4063 nucleotides long. RefSeq names its product receptor tyrosine kinase like orphan receptor 2 (gene ROR2). Gene Ontology annotation, molecular function: signaling receptor binding; ATP binding; transmembrane receptor protein tyrosine kinase activity. The record is from RefSeq and is a predicted model, not a curated record. Gene Ontology annotation, biological process: multicellular organism development; positive regulation of kinase activity; cell surface receptor protein tyrosine kinase signaling pathway. Gene Ontology annotation, cellular component: signaling receptor complex. Bases 193 to 3015 code for a protein of 940 amino acids. The transcript has 9 exons. NCBI's taxonomy places the organism in Eukaryota, Metazoa, Chordata, Mammalia, Artiodactyla, Suidae.
GCGCUCGUCCGGGAGGCCGGAGCCGAGCGGCGCAUCCGGGCGGGGAGAGGAGGAGGACCACGAGUUCCUCGAAAGGGAUCAACUCACGAAGCGCCCGGGAGGAAGGGCAGCGGACGCGCGGCCGACAGGGGUGGUGGCGCCCGGACCCCGCGCCGCGCCGGUCCCCGCGCCCCGGCCCCCACGGCCCGCGGCAUGGCCGGGGGCUCACCGUUGCGGUUGCUGUGCGUCCUGGCCGUCUGGGCGGCCGCCGCGCUCCUACUCUGCGUGUCGGGGACCUCAGGGCAAGCAGAGGUUCCGGACCCCAACGACGCUUUGGGACAACUGGACGGACACGACAGCCCCAUCCCAACCCUGAAAGGAUACUUUCUGAAUUUUCUGGAGCCAGUUAACAAUAUCACCAUAGUCCAAGGCCAGACAGCGAUUCUACACUGCAAAGUGGCCGGAAACCCUCCGCCCAGUGUGCGGUGGCUGAAGAAUGAUGCCCCGGUCGUGCAGGAGCCCCGGCGAGUCAUCAUCCGCAAGACUGAAUACGGUUCUCGGCUGCGGAUCCAGGACCUGGACACGACUGACACCGGCUAUUACCAGUGUGUGGCCACCAACGGGGUGAAGACCAUCACCGCCACCGGCGUCCUAUUUGUGCGGCUCGGUCCAACACACAGCCCAAAUCAUAACUUUCAAGAUGACUACCAUGAGGAUGGAUUCUGCCAGCCUUACCGGGGAAUCGCCUGUGCGCGCUUCAUUGGGAACCGGACCAUUUACGUGGACUCUCUGCAGAUGCAGGGGGAGAUUGAGAACCGAAUCACAGCCGCCUUCACGAUGAUCGGCACGUCCACGCACCUGUCGGACCAGUGCUCGCAGUUCGCCAUCCCGUCCUUCUGCCACUUCGUGUUCCCGCUGUGCGACGCGCGCUCCCGAGCGCCCAAGCCGCGCGAGCUGUGCCGGGACGAGUGCGAGGUGCUGGAAAGCGACCUGUGCCGCCAGGAGUACACGAUCGCGCGGUCCAACCCGCUCAUCCUCAUGCGGCUGCAGCUGCCCAAGUGCGAGGCGCUGCCCAUGCCCGAGAGCCCGGACGCCGCCAACUGCAUGCGCAUCGGCAUCCCUGCGGAGAGGCUGGGCCGCUACCAUCAGUGCUACAACGGCUCAGGCACAGAUUACAGAGGGACGGCGAGCACCACCAAGUCGGGGCACCAGUGCCAGCCGUGGGCUCUGCAGCAUCCCCACAGCCACCACCUGACCAGCGCUGACUUCCCUGAGCUGGGAGGGGGGCAUGCCUACUGCCGGAACCCGGGAGGGCAGAUGGAAGGGCCCUGGUGCUUCACGCAGAAUAAAAACGUACGCAUGGAACUGUGUGACGUACCCUCUUGUAGUCCCCAAGACAGCAGCAGGAUGGGAAUUCUGUACAUCUUGGUUCCAAGCAUUGCCAUCCCCUUGGUCAUCGCGUGCCUUUUCUUCUUGGUCUGCAUGUGCCGGAAUAAGCAGAAGGCGUCUGCCUCCACGCCACAGCGGAGGCAGCUGAUGGCCUCGCCCAGCCAAGAUGUGGAAAUGCCUCUCAUCAACCAGCACAAGCAGGCCAAACUCAAGGAGAUCAGCUUGUCCACGGUGAGGUUCAUGGAGGAGCUGGGAGAGGACCGGUUCGGGAAGGUCUACAAAGGCCACCUGUUCGGCCCGGCACCAGGCGAGCAGACGCAGGCGGUGGCCAUCAAAACGCUGAGGGACAAGGCGGAGGGACCGCUCCGGGAGGAGUUCCGGCACGAGGCCCUGCUGCGGGCGCGGCUGCAGCACCCUAACAUCGUCUGCCUGCUGGGCGUGGUGACCAAGGACCAGCCCCUCAGCAUGAUCUUCAGCUACUGCCCGCACGGCGACCUGCACGAGUUCCUGGUCAUGCGCUCGCCGCACUCAGACGUGGGCAGCACGGAUGACGACCGCACGGUCAAGUCCGCCCUGGAGCCCCCCGACUUCGUGCACGUGGUGGCACAGAUCGCCGCGGGCAUGGAGUACCUGUCCAGCCACCACGUGGUCCACAAGGACCUGGCCACCCGCAACGUCCUGGUGUACGACAAGCUGACGGUGAAGAUCUCGGACCUGGGGCUGUUCCGCGAAGUGUACUCAGCCGAUUACUACAAGCUGACGGGGAGCGCGCUGCUGCCCAUCCGCUGGAUGUCCCCCGAGGCCAUCAUGUACGGCAAGUUCUCCGUGGACUCAGACAUCUGGUCCUACGGUGUGGUCCUGUGGGAGGUGUUCAGUUACGGCCUGCAGCCCUACUGCGGCCACUCCAACCAGGACGUGGUGGAGAUGGUACGGAGCCGGCAGGUGCUGCCCUGCCCGGACGACUGCCCGGCCUGGGUGUACGCCCUGAUGGUCGAGUGCUGGCACGAGUUCCCCAGCCGGCGGCCCCGCUUCAAGGACAUCCACAGCCGGCUCCGGGCCUGGGGCAACCUGUCCACCUACAACAGCUCGGCGCAGACUUCGGGCGCCAGCAAUGCUACGCAGACCAGCUCCCUAAGCACCAGCCCGGUUAGCAACGUCAGCAACGCCCGCUACGGGGGCCCCAAGCAGAAGGCGCAGCCCUUCCCACAGCCCCAGUUCAUCCCCGUGAAGGGCCAGAUCAGACCUAUGGUGCCCGCCCCCCAGCUCUACAUACCCGUCAACGGGUACCAGCCAGUGCCGGCCUACGGGGCCUACCUGCCCAACUUUUACCCGGUCCAGAUCCCCAUGCAGAUGGCCCCGCAGCAGGUGCCUGCCCAGAUGGUCCCCAAGCCCGGCUCCCACCACAGCGGCAGCGGUUCCACCAGCACAGGCUAUGUCACCACCGCGCCCUCCAACACAUCGGUGGCGGACAGGGCGGCCCUGCUCUCCGAGGGCACGGAGGAUGCGCAGAACGUCCCUGAAGACGUGGCCCAGAGCCCCGUGCAGGAGGCGGAGGAGGAAGAGGACGGCUCCGUCCCCGAGACCGAGCUGCUGGGGGACAAUGACACCCUGCAGGUGGACGAGGCCGAGGUCCAGCUGGAAGCCUGAGGGCCUCAAGGCCAUGGGGGCAUGUGGAGGUAGGGGUGGGGAGAUGAGCUGCGUGAGGGGUGUGCCCCCCCCCCGGGAACGGGGUCUGGGGUGCAAUCUCCCUUUGCCACAACUCGCUGUGCUGUUUGGUUGCCACCUGUUUGGUUGGACAGGCUUUUAGCCAAUGGCAGCUGACGGGGGGUGGGGGGGUGAGCCCCAUAGGACGCAUGGUGACCCCCAGUUCCCCCUGCAUUUCCCCAGAGGUAGAUGGACAGUGAGCGAUGUUUGAAGACGAAGUAGAAGCAGUCUUUGAGGAAGAAUAGGUGGCAUCUUCCCUCCACAUGCAAAUGGAUUGAAACUUUUUGACGAUUGGGAAAGCAGGUCUUCAAAAGGCCCCGACCUGAACCUGGGGCUUUGCGAUGCCCAGUGACUGGCCUGCCAGGUGAGGAUGGAAGAAGCUGCUUUUCCCUCUGCUGCACGCCCAGCCAGGAACAGCCUCCCCUCAGCCACCAAAGAUAAGCAGGAACAAGAUAUGGCCAUCUGCCACCUGUCAGGGUCUGAUGAGAAAGGGGCUUCUGAAGUGGGAGUUCCAUAUUAAAACAAAAUGUGCCUUAAAAGAAACCCACAUGCUUUUGUACUUUUGUGAAAUGAUUUUAAUUAUCCUGCAUGUGUAUUUUGCCCACUUUUCUGAAAUUCCAGGAAAAUGUUUCUUGGGUUUGGAAUGUUACCAAGGAAGCAAUAUUGUACAGAGCACAGUAUUGUUAAUUUUCUUUUUAGAAUCAUGUACAGACCUUAUAUGUAAUUUAUAUAUGGUUUUUGUAUGCCAUUUUCAUUGAAAUAUUUUGAACUUAAAAUAAUGACUUAGUAAUUUAACUGUUUAUGUUCCCCACGUUAGACGCCAUCUGAUUAUAUUUCGGUUUGCUUGUGUUGGUACCAUAUGUAAGCGAGGUCCAUGCAUUUCGGAGCCUGUGAGAGAUGGCCCACAGGUAUACUGCAGCCGACACACAGGUUAGAGCUCACUUGUAACCCGCACACCUGGAGUAUCCAAUAAAGCCAAACAGAACAUUCA